Messenger RNA from Nannospalax galili (Upper Galilee mountains blind mole rat), 1492 nucleotides. It is a transcript of the gene Acot7, whose product is annotated as acyl-CoA thioesterase 7. Gene Ontology annotation, molecular function: long-chain fatty acyl-CoA binding. The record is from RefSeq and is a predicted model, not a curated record. The coding region runs from base 65 to 1198 and encodes 377 amino acids. NCBI's taxonomy places the organism in Eukaryota, Metazoa, Chordata, Mammalia, Rodentia, Spalacidae. Gene Ontology annotation, biological process: acyl-CoA metabolic process; palmitic acid biosynthetic process. Gene Ontology annotation, cellular component: nucleoplasm; cytosol; extracellular exosome. The transcript is spliced from 9 exons.
GGGCCCCCGAGGGCCGGGCGCGUGCGAUUCGCCGCCGCCACGCAGGCGCCGCCUCUCCGGCGCCAUGGCCCCGCCUCCGCCCUCCCCCUCCAUGGCGCCGCCCGGGCUCAUUCAUUCCGCGCCGGGCCUGCAGGACACCUGUGCUCUGCUUCCGUCGCCUCCGGCCGCUGUCGGCUCCAGGAUGUCAGGCCCCGCCACCGACACGCCGUCCGCCAUCCAGAUCUGCCGGAUCAUGCGGCCAGAUGAUGCCAACGUGGCCGGCAAUGUCCAUGGAGGAACCAUCCUGAAGAUGAUUGAGGAGGCAGGUGCCAUCAUUAGCACCCGGCAUUGCAACAGCCAGAACGGGGAGCGUUGUGUGGCUGCCCUGGCUCGGGUGGAGCGCACCGACUUCCUGUCGCCCAUGUGUAUCGGUGAAGUGGCUCACGUCAGCGCAGAGAUCACCUACACCUCCAAGCAUUCGGUGGAAGUCCAGGUCAAUGUGAUGUCGGAAAACAUCCUCACAGGGACCAAAAGGCUGACCAAUAAGGCCACCUUGUGGUAUGUGCCCCUGUCACUGAAGAAUGUGGACAAGGUCCUCGAGGUGCCCCCUGUGGUGUAUUCCCGGCAGGAGCAGGAGGAAGAGGGUCGGAAACGCUAUGAAGCCCAAAAGCUGGAACGGAUGGAGACGAAGUGGAGGAACGGGGACAUCGUCCAGCCUGUCCUUAACCCGGAGCCCAACACGGUGAGCUACAGCCAGUCCAGCCUGAUUCACCUGGUGGGGCCCUCGGACUGCACCCUUCACGGCUUCGUGCAUGGAGGUGUCACCAUGAAGCUCAUGGAUGAGGUGGCCGGGAUUGUGGCCGCACGUCACUGCAAGACCAACAUCGUCACAGCCUCAGUGGAUGCCAUCAAUUUUCACGACAAGAUCCGGAAAGGCUGUGUCAUCACCAUCUCUGGACGCAUGACCUUCACAAGCAAUAAGUCCAUGGAAAUUGAGGUCCUGGUGGAUGCCGACCCUGUGGUGGACAACUCGCAGAAGCGUUACCGGGCUGCCAGUGCCUUCUUCACCUAUGUGUCCCUGAGCCAGGAGGGCAAGCCACUGCCUGUGCCUCAGCUUGUGCCCGAGACUGAGGAUGAGAAGAAGCGCUUCGAAGAGGGCAAAGGCCGGUAUCUGCAGAUGAAGGCGAAGCGGCAGGGCCACGCGGAGCCUCAGCCCUAGGCGUCCUCCUGACCCUGGGGUCAGCACGGCUGCAGCAGUAGCCUUAUGUGCAGUCUUUAGAUAUUACCCCCUUGGCCAGAACCCCAACUCCCACUGAGAGCCAUUGUUGUGUGACGUUCAUGUGGUGGUGUUACUGAUGCCGUCCCAAAACCUGUACACCAAAGCUUUAUUUAUAUCCUUCCAGUACAAAUGCUACCCACUGUUGUCCCAGAGGCCACUAUGGACACCAGAGCCCACUGUAAGGUCUAAAACCCAGCACCACUAAUAAAGCUGCUGUUUGGCUGGACCCCUAAA